Drosophila serrata is the source of this 1876-nucleotide messenger RNA. Its product is annotated as zinc finger BED domain-containing protein 4-like. Lineage: Eukaryota; Metazoa; Arthropoda; Insecta; Diptera; Drosophilidae. The record is from RefSeq and is a predicted model, not a curated record.
GUUUCGUGAACCAUCACUAUUCAAAAAAAUCGAAGAAGAAAAUCACGCUUAAGAAAGUGAUGUUGGUGGUGUAAGCGCGACGCUGAUUCAGUUUCAACGAUGAAUAAGUUCUUGAACCGUACAACGAGGGAAAAUAUUGAAGGUCCGUCGCCUAAAAGGAAGCGAGAAACAUCAUGUGUGUGGCAGCGCUUUAAGAAAACCGAGGACAAGACUAAGGCCACCUGCAUUCACUGUGGGAAAACGUUAAAAACGGCAGAAAACACAACUAACUUAAUGGACCACUUCAAACGUAUACAUCCAAACUAUAGUGUUUUAGAAAUAGAUGGUCAGUCACCAAGCCUAGAUAGUUUGCUGCAACGAAAUAUAGAGUAUCCGCAGGAGUCCCAAAAGAAAAAAACAUUGGACAUGUAUGUAAUGCUCAUGAUAGCACGGGACGUUCAACCGUUUUCCAUGGUUGAGGACGAUAGAUUCCGUGAUUUAAUGCAACACAUGGACCCUAAAUAUUAAAUCCCGAGCAGAACCUUUUUUAGAGAAGUAAUGCUACCUAAGAUAUACAAUGAUUUAAGAAAGGAUCUGGAAUGUGAGCUCGAAGGUGUCCAGUACGUUGCAAUUACCACGGAUGGAUGGACUUCCUGUGCAAAUGAAGCUUAUAUACGUGCCAUUUUUUGAACAAAAAGUUUCAGCUAGUUUCAGCUAGUCUUGUCGACGGCGAGUCUUUUGACGACCACAAAUCACUCGGCACUGAAUAUCGCUGAUACUAUUCGACAAGUAUUAAAUGAGUGGAAACUUCUACAUAAAGUUGUAACUAUAGUUAAUGAUAACGACGUUACAAUGAAGAAGGCAUGCGAACAUCUGCAAAUUAAACGUUUUCCAUGUUUUGCGCACACGAUUAACUUGCUGGUUCAAGAAAUUCUAAAAUUGUCAAAUUUUUGUCGCAUUUAUAAAGCGAAGUUCGACUGCCAUGGCGAAAUUUAAGGACGCUCAAAUGGUGGCAGACCCCCUUGGAUUAAUUCAAGAGGUACCAACUAGGUGGAACAGUGCCUUCCAAAUGAUGGAACGAAUUUUGCAGACCAAUGGGGCACUCUCAAUUGCAUUGUUAGGAACUGCAAAGCCUCCGGCACCUUUCUCUGCCGAGGAAAUUGGUGUCCUGGAAGAAUUUUGUUCAUUGCUUCGUCCGUUCGAGAAAGCCACAAAAUUAAUUUCGGGCGGGAAGUACCCCACUAUGUCCCUCGUCAUUCCAAUUGUCUCCAAAAUGCAAAUACAAUUGUUUUCUUAUAAACAUAGCUUUAAAAGCAUAGAAGCCAUUCUGGCAUUCAGCUUUUUAAGUGAUCGCUUUAAUGAUCGUUUUGGGUACUAUGAAACGCGCACCGUUCCUAGGAUGGCAACGUUAAUUGACCCUAGGUUUAAAAAACAGGGUUUCCAAAGAACGAAUAAUGCCGAUCAAGCAUAUCGAGCAUUAGAAGACGAGCUUCACAAUGUUUUUAAAAAUUUGGCUCAAGAACCAUCCACAUCAGCGCCGAUAGCGCCUACACCACCCAAUCCAACUUCGAGCUAUUUUACGAAUUUUCAACUCAAAAUAAGUUCAAAAACAAUGACUACGCGUUCUGACGCAAUUAUAUUGCUCAGACAACAUGUAGAAAGCGGGAACGAUGGAUGCUGUGUUCAAACAACAUGCAGCCCUUCAAGGAGCUAACAAAAAAUUCUUAUGUAUUCCAGCCACGUCGUGUGAAUCAGAAAGAGCCUUCAGCAAAGCAGGCCAAAUAAUUUCGGAUCGCCGUCCUCGGUUGAAGUCCGAAGUCGUUGACCAGCUAAUGUUUAUAAAUAAGAAUUACUAUAGAUUUAAUAAGUGACUUAUUAAAUUAUUAUUAUUAUUAUU